Messenger RNA from Racocetra fulgida, 488 nucleotides. The record is from the annotation of a GenBank genome assembly. Lineage: Eukaryota; Fungi; Glomeromycota; Glomeromycetes; Diversisporales; Gigasporaceae.
AGAAAUUAAGACAGAGUGAGAUUACAAUUGAAAACGCUAAUCAAGAGUUAGACAAAUUACGGGAAGAAGUAAAAUUGCUUAAAGGAAUUAUCGAACAAAAAGACAAAACUAUAAACACUUUACAAACCGAGAACGAAACCCUACGAAGUACAAAUGAAGAAACUCAAGCCACGAAUAUUCAACUUGCUGCUGAAGUUGAACAUAUUCGUAAUAGAAAUAUUAAUCUCCGCCAAGAACGCCAUGUAAAUUGCAACAAUUUUAUUGGAAGCCAACAAGAACACAUAGAAGACUUGCAAAGAUCAAUAAGGGUAAAAGAAGAAUCAGACCAUGUUUUUUGUAAUCAGAGAAUAAAUCGUUUAGAAAAUAGAAUAUCCUACUUUGAGGAUCGGGAAAGACAGCGCGAACACGAAAUUGAACUUUCUCCAUAUUUUCCUAGAAGUGAUGCUUUCCUCGGUGAACAAGAGUUUUAUCAACAAUUUAAUCAUUAA